This is a messenger RNA of Liolophura sinensis, 3372 nucleotides long. Its product is annotated as calcium-activated chloride channel regulator 1-like. The record is from RefSeq and is a predicted model, not a curated record. The transcript is spliced from 15 exons. The coding region runs from base 1 to 2847 and encodes 948 amino acids. Lineage: Eukaryota; Metazoa; Mollusca; Polyplacophora; Chitonida; Chitonidae.
AUGAUCCGAGCUACCGGUUCGCACUGUGGUUACACGAACAAAUGUGCCUUCGUGGUCAUUGUUUUAGUGGCCAGUAUUGGCCACUGGCCAGUGACUGAAGCAUGCGGACGAGGAUCCAUUUACUUAAAAAACAACGGUUACAGACAAAUCCUUAUUGCCAUUGGUAACAAUGUUACGGAAGACAUUUCGCUGCUGAACAGAAUCCAAGACGUCUUCGCCAAAGCCUCGACAUUUCUUUAUCAAAUAACCAAGAAACGAGCCUUCUUUGAGGAAAUUAUUGUUUUGGUACCCAAAAGUUGGUCAAACAGACGAGAGUAUGCUUCUGCCACCAAUCAAACCAUUGAUGUAAGCGACAUCGUCAUAGACAGCACGACGGACCAAGACAGGCAACAACGGCACAAACCUUUCGUUAUCCGAAGUAGUCCUUGUGGGAAACCCGGGGAGUAUAUGCAGCUUACUCCAGAGUACUUGAAGAAUGGCACCAUAGCCGGACAAUACGGAACUUACGAAAAGGUAAUUGUUCACGAGUGGGCUCAUUUACGGUACGGCGUGUUUGACGAGUACCCGGAUGGGUUUCUGAGUCCGGAAUUUUAUGCUGCCCAGAACGGAGAAAUAGAAGGAACGCGAUGUUCCACAGCUCUGAGAGGAGAGUUCUAUGACUACUUAAAGGGAAACGGUCUCUGUGAUUUCAAGAAUGGUUUGCCGUAUGAAUUCUGUCAGUUCAAGGACGAACAAGAGGUGUCUGGGAAGUACGGCUCACUGAUGUACAGCCAUAAGCUGGAUCACGUGGUGGGGUUUUGUGACAACGACACAAACUCUCCGAACACUUUACACAAUCGUCAGGCUCCGACCACGCAAAACCGGAAUUGUGACGGGAAGAGCGUUUGGGAGGUUCUGAGGAGCCAUCCAGACUUCGCAGAGGGCGCAAAUUUGCCACGUGAUGUGCCAAGUACAGAGCCCACGUUUCGUUUUGUAAAACACAGUAGCAAGAGGACAGUAAUUGUGCUGGAUACCUCUGGUAGCAUGACACACAACCACAAACUGUACAAGUUGGCACAAGCUGUUAAGAAUUACAUCCUGAACGUGGCCGUCGAAGGUGACCAGAUUGGAAUUGUGUGGUUCAGCAGCAAGGCGACUAUCAAGGCUUAUCUGACCGCAGUGAAAAACUCAACUCGUGAUCAACUCGUGGCUCAGAUACCAAAGUCAGCUUAUGGGGCGACAAGUAUAGGGGACGGUUUGCGGAAGGCUAUGGCGGUGUUAUCACGUGAUGGACAGGAUCCAGCAGGGGGAGUUAUACUGCUAGUCUCUGACGGCAAGGAAAACAGGCCUCCUUGGCUGGCUAAUGUCAGGAAUCAGGUUAUCUCCAGUAACGUUAUUGUUGACACAAUCGCAAUUACUGAAGAAGCGGACCAGAAGAUAGAGGUUUUAGCCAAGGUGACCCAAGGCUCUUCUUACUUCUUUUCCGAUAAAGGAGAUUCUAACGCCUUAAAUGAAGCCUUCAUUGCCCUAGGAGAACGUGGAACAGGGAUCCUGGACAGACCAAUCCAGUUAUCUAGUCAGUCGGUCACGAUCAAGGGAAACAACUCUUACCAAGAAAAUAUCGUCAUCGACUCCACCAUCGGCAAAAAGACAGAGUUUUUGAUAGGCCAUUCUACUCACGUGAUCAUCAUCGAGGUUACGACGCCGUCUGGCCGUAAAAUAUCCCGCAAUGAUUCAGAAUGCAUCACAGACUUGGAAUUCAAAGAGACUCGGAUAAAAAUUCCUGGGGUGGCAGAAAAAGGCCGUUGGAAAUUGUUCAUCCGGAACCCAAAUCAAAUAGAACAACCUGUUACAAUAACUGUGACCUCAGGCGUGACCGAUCGGAGUGGACCGAUUGUAACCACGGCAACAUGGGCUAAGAAAACGGUCCAGUUUCCGGAUGACCGUCAAAUUCUAUAUGUCAGCGUGUCCCAAGGCUUGUCUCCAGUAUUGCAAGCUAAUGUGGAAGCUAUUUUGGAGAGACCGAAUGCUGCGGGGGAAACAGCGCCAUCUAUACAGCUGGCGUUAAGAGAUAACGGCGCAGGUGGAGACACUUCGAAAGAUGAUGGCAUUUACUCCUCUUAUGUCACCAACUUUACCGACAACGGCCGAUAUCAUGUAAAAGUGAAAGUAAACGACUCACCAGUGUCCGUUGUCAUGAAAGACAAAAUCGUUGGAGCAGGCGGAAGCGGAGCGGCCGGAAGAAACAGAGAGCGUCGAAAUACAGGAUCCAGACAACACACGGAAAACUUUCAGCGCGUAACAUCAGCAGGAUCCUUUCGCCUGGAGAAUUUCACAGCAGGCGUUGAUGCCUUUCCUCCUGGGAAGGUGACGGAUUUACGGGUGAGUGUGGACGAUGGCACGGAGGAAGUGACGCUGAGCUGGACGGCCACAGGGGCAGAUCUCGACCAGGGAACAGCAUCAUCCUAUGUGUUGUGGAAAUCCAAAGACUUUAAUACAAUUUACACAAACCAUCGAGGAGCUUCGAGAAUAGAAGUUGACAUAAAACCACAAACCGCUGGCACGGAAGAGAUGUACACGAUUUAUGUGGAGGAAACAGGAAGCGUGACGUAUUUUUUUGCUCUGGAAGCCGUGGACAAUAGUGGUAACAUCAGUCCGCGCUCUAACGUCGCUUCAGUGUCUUUAAAGUACCUCAACCCUCCCCUUAACCUGCCCUUAAUAGCAGGAUUUGUCAGUCUGGGACUCGUUCUCCUCGUAUUGGUGUCAGCCGGGAGUAUUAUUAUAUACAAACAACACAAGAGACGAGAGCAACCAAACAAGGGAGAAAAGUAUCAACAGAAUGUCAAAGAGCACCAGAUGAAAUAUUAGCAAUCCAGACUGUAUGUGAAUCAAUACCGAUGAAGUAUUAAUACGACGUUGGACAUCUGAGAAAUCACUCCCAUAUGUCGUCCACAAUAAUUCAUUUGCAGCUUUUCACACAAGUAACUUUCGACCACUGAGGUUAUUUGUGGCCAGCAUGAUUUCUUUGACUAUCUGCCCACUAAGUAAUCAAUACUUAAUAUUAAUUAAUACUUUUAUGGAAUGGCAUAUCAGUAGAGGGGGAAUAGCGGGUUACACGUGGCGUUUAUGUACUGUCGAUGUGACCAGUCUGAAACCAGAUCAGACUUUAGCUUGAAAAUUAAACUGUUCAGUCUUUCAGACAAGAUCAUUUAUUACUUGCACCACAUAUAUACUGUAGUAGCAGGUUCUAUUGCAGAUAAUCCCGUUCAUCGACUAUAUAUUCUUUCAUUGUGUUCAGUACUCAUACAUUUGUAUAUAGUUAUUUGUAUAUUAUGUAUCCAUGUUGAAUCGUGUCCAAACGGGCAAUUCUACAAACGCAAAUUUUUGAAGGAA